ACGUCAGUACUCAGUCACUGUACUCGGCGGUUAGUUAGUGAGCGAGUGCCGUCCGACGUAUUGGUUGUGUGUGUUGCGUGCCGUACGUGCAUCGUCGCCGUCCAAAAACGUAUCGUUUUCGCGUGUGCGUAAUAUACUCGAUUUUAUCGAUAUACGCGCGUAUCAUAUAUUACCGCCGGCACCGCGUAACCUUUCUUUUUUUACGAUAUUGUUGUAAUCGCGAAUUAUUAUAAUUUUUUAUUUUUCGCACAUAAAAUAAUAAAUAUUUAUUGUUAUUAUUGCAAUAUUAUAUUAUUAUUAUAUAUACAUAGUAAUAUAUCAUAUACGAUUGUAUUGUUGCCGUACAACAGAGCACACGCUCGCGACUCGUAUAAUAUUGCACUGCACGUCGCACCGCGUUUCGAUUGGUGGUGUAUGUAAUAAUACGCGCGGCGUUUUUGCGUAGUCCCGUCGUAACCUUUCGCCGUCAUUCGCACGUCCCGGACGGAUCCGCAGCAGUACCACAUUAUAUUAUUAUGCAGUUGGCGCCGCCGCGCGCACGAUAACGCGCCGGCAGAUAACGGCGGAAAACCUUCUGAUAUUAUAGUGUCGCCCGGUCGUGGGGUAGCGAUAAUAUACGCGACUAUAUCGUAUGAUAAUUGGUAACAUUACAGUAAAAAAUUAUAAUAAUAACGAUAACUGACGGCGGUCGCUGCCGCUGGACGACGCGGAAAGACGACGAUAUACGCCGCGUGAGGAUUGGCGGACGAUGACCACCGCCGUGGACAACACCGACGAAGACGAUCGUCGUUCGGCGCACCACCUGCAGUGAGGUGUUUUUCCGACAGUAUAAUAAUACCACAUCGGUACAUCGGUAUAUAAUAUAUAAUAGCGGCGAUAUCGCGUACGACAGACCAUCAUCGACACUCCGACAGCGUUGUCUGGAAAACCGUACGCAAUUCAGAUGUCGACGGACUUUGCGUAGGUGAUGUCAAACGACACGUGAUCGACAGUCGCAAUCAACCGCGACAACCACAGCGAUUGUCAACGACGGCAUAAUAAAUGUCUUCGUCGUCGCCCAUAUCGUCUUCUUCGCCUUCGCCGUCUCCGUAUUACCACCAUCAGCAGCAACAGCAACAGCAGCAGCAGCAGCAGCAGCAACAGCAACAAUACAACAACCACCAUCAGCAGCAACUCCAACACCACCUGCAGCAACAGCACCUGCACUCGGGCGGCGCGUCCGCGGCCGCCAACGCGGCUGUCAACUGUAUUCUGUUGUCGCCGUCAGCGGGUUCCGGCGUGACGGCCGUCGGACUGUCCCCGUCACAGGGUUCCGGCGGCGGUAUCGUUGAAGACAUGCAGCAGCAGCAGCAGCAGCAGCAGCAGUCCUCGACGGUAGCGAGCGCCGUAGCGGCCACGACCACGUCGCUGCUGCAGCAGUGCUGUUCGCCGCCGCCAGCGUCGGGCACGUCUUCAGUGUUGAGAAAAGCUCAAAUCGAGAUUAUACCGUGCAAAGUGUGCGGCGACAAGUCCAGCGGCGUCCACUACGGCGUGAUCACGUGCGAGGGCUGCAAGGGAUUCUUCCGGCGGUCGCAAUCGUCCGUGGUCAACUAUCAGUGCCCGCGCAACAAGAAUUGCGUGGUGGACCGCGUAAACAGAAACCGGUGCCAGUACUGUCGGCUCCAAAAAUGCCUGCGGCUGGGCAUGUCCCGUGACGCGGUGAAAUUUGGGCGCAUGAGCAAGAAGCAGCGGGAGAAGGUCGAAGACGAAGUGCGUUUCCACAGAGCGCAGAUGCGUUCGUCAGCAGCUGCUGCAGCCGCGGCUGCUGCUGCAGCGGUGGCCGCGCAGACCACAGCCAUCGACUGCUGUUCGACCACGACCGGCGGUGGUAACGGCGGUACCGCAGCCGUGGCCGCUGAUUCGUCAGUGUUUGACCACGACCAGCACGGGCAGCAACACGGACACGGGCAACAGCAACAGCAGCAGAUGCCCUCCAGCACUGCCGACCACGGGCUACGCCUACACCAAUUACACAGCGGAGGAGGACAUCUCUCGCAACACCACCAUCAGCAGCAGCAGCAACAACAACAACAGCAACAGCAGCAACUACAGCAACAGCAACAGCAACAGCAGCACCAGCAACACCAGCUCCAUGGUCAGCAGCAACAGUUCAACAUCAACAGCAAUGUUCAACAGGCUUACGCAGCAGCCGCAGCAGCAGCCGCCGCAGCAGCAGCAGCCGCUGCGGCCGGCGGUGGCGUCAACGGAGCCAACGGGGGCACAGGAGUCGGAUAUGGAGGCAGCGGAUAUAACAGCAGCACUGGAACAAACGCAGCCGCAGCAGCCGCAUCGCUAGUGGUGGACACGUUCGCGGCGUACGCGGCUGCGGCCACCUCGUCAGCGGUGCAGUCAGGGGCUAACGGUUCCGUGCCGCCCCCAUACGACACGGCGGCAACAAGCAGCAACUACGUGGCGGACAGCACAACACCAGCAGCGUCAAGCACGACGCCGUCGACGGCCGCGGCCACAUCCACUUACGGCGGUGACAUGGAAGUGUCGUCGGUGGCGGCUGUCGCUUCCGGAGCACAGGAGAACUUAAUGGCCGGCGUUUCCGGUUCUACGGCUGCAGUUUCUUCCGCAGCAGACGCCGUCCAGAUCAGCGAGCUGCUGAGCAAGACCAUAGCAGAUGCGCACGCCCGCACGUGUUUCUACACGCUCGACCAGAUACACGACGGCAUGUACCGAACGGCCACCAUGGCCGCGGCCAAUAAGGCGACGGCCGACAAAUUGAUAAUGUACAAAACCAUGCCUCACGAGGAGCUGUGGUUGGAGUGCGCGCAAAAACUAACGUCCGUCAUCCAGCAGAUUAUUGAGUUUGCCAAAAUGGUGCCCGGAUUCAUGAAACUAUCGCAAGACGAUCAGAUCGUACUACUCAAAGCGGGAAGUUUCGAGUUAGCAGUGCUGAGGAUGUCCAGACACUAUGACCUACACCGGGACUGCGUCUACUACGCAGACGCCCUAUUGCCGGCUGACGCGUUUUACACGCAAGACGCAGUUGAAAAGAAACUGGUCUCGUUGGCUUUUGAAGUGAGCCGCUCCGUUGCCUCGUUGAAACUUACUGAAACCGAGCUGGCCUUAUACUCUGCCGUCGUAUUGCUGUCGCCAGAUCGGCAAGGCUUGAAAGGCACUGUGGAAAUUGGUCGUCUUAGACAGGCCAUUCUGCGUGCUCUACGUAUGGAACUCGACCAUAGAACUGCGGGUGGCAAAAAUGCAGCCUCUGUCGAUCUACAACACCAGCAGCAGCAUCACCAACAGCAGCAACAGCAGAAUCAAGUGUGCGAUGCUCUUAUACAAAAGAUUCCGAUACUCAGGCAACUGGGAAUGCUGCACAUGGAAGCGUUAGCCAAGUUGCGUCGUACGGUUCCACACUUGGAAUUCCCGGCUCUGCACAAGGAACUUUUCUCGGUCGACGGCAGUUGAUCUGAGGAGGAAGGCUACGACGACGACGACGACGACGACGAUGACGCGGCGGCGGCGGCGGCGGCGGCGGCGGUAGCGGCGGCGGUGAUGGCGGAAGCGGUGGUAGCGACGCUGGUGACGGUGGUGACGACUCCUCUGCGAAAGACUCGUCUACGAUCGUUAUCGCGUCGGUGAUCUCUUUGACUGGUGGACUACAAUGAGAGCAGUAGCAGCAAUGAGCAAAUAGUCGUCGCAGACGGGCUGUGUAACAUAUUAUAUUAUAUUAUUAGUAUAUUAUAUUUUAAUAUAAAAAUAAAACAUAAAACGAAAAAAAAAUCGCAAAAUCUCUCGAGAUCACACACCGCUGUUACAUAUAUAUUAUUCUAUAUUAUAUUAUUAUGUAUAGUGUUGUUUUGUUACAAGGUAGCGUCCCAUAUUAUAUAUCGCGUGUUUAUGUAAUAGAAUAUUGAUAUUAUUAUUAUUAUUAUUACUAUUAUUACUGUUGUUGUUGUAUAGUAUUUUUUUAUAUGUAUACGGGACAUAAAUCCCCAGGUACGGCGUAAUGAAUAGGUAUAAUAAUUAAACUCAAUAAUUAUGUUUGUAUGAAUUUUUUCCCGUUCUCAAGUAUAAGAACAUUGCUUAUAAAAACGAUUUCCGUCGCGGGAGGAGAUCGCGAGCGUGUGUAUGUAUGUGUGUGUGUGUGUGUGUAUGUGUGUGUUGUGUUUGGUGUAUAUUGAAGAAGAGAGCUUAUUUUCGUUGCAUUCGUUUUGCGUUUGUGUGUGUUUGUGUGCGUGUGUGAGUGGACGAAAGACUUCGUCGUUUUCUGUUGUCUGUUAAUCUUCGGAUCGAGCGUUUGUUUGUUUAGGUACGACGUUAAUCGUAGUCGACGACGAUCCUACACGUAUUGCACACGUCGCGUUCACACGUUAUAUAAUAAUAGUAUUUAAAUCGAUGAAGUGAAGUGUACACAAUAUCAUAAUAUUACAGCGCGUAAUAAUUGUAACGCCGUUCGUCGCGGUGUAUAGCAGUGAUUAUUGUUUGUCGUAUUAUUUAUUGUUUUUUCGGGGAAGAGAAAAAAAUUAAUUAAAUAAUUUCGUUUUCGGUCAGCGCACCUACCGCGCGCGUUGCACUUUUUUCAUCGUCGUCGUCUUUGUAAAUAAUAAUAAUAAUAAUAGUAUUUAGUGCGGUUCGUUUGCGCCGCUGUACAACACCCAUAUAAUAUACUUGUUAUAUAAUAAUAUUAUUAUGAUUAGAAUACGUUUAUUAUAAAUUAUAUAAUAUACCGAAGUCGUGUUGAAGAAAUGGGGGAAAAAAUAGUGCCGGCGGCCGAGCAGAGUUUAUUCGUCAUUAUUGUUUACUUUUUUUUUUCAUUCGAAAACUCGUACAUUUUAUCAAUGUAUAAUUUAUGCGGAAAGCCGAGGAAAACAAUUAAUUAAUAGAAACUCACUAUACACACUCGUCACGUCAUAUUAUUAUUGUAUUGUACUUGUACACACAUACACACAUAUACACACACACUUGUAUAUAGCUGUCGCUAUCGUACUCAUACACAGACUACUGAUAUCAAAUAAAUUCCACGCGCGAUAUAAUAAUUAAUAUUAUUGUUAUAUAUAAUAUUUUGUACACGUCGUUUAGGUACGAUAUUUUAUAGAUAUUAUUAUACUGCCUAUUAUUACGCGUAUAAUAUGAUUACGUUGUGUAGAUAGAGAAAUAUAUAUAAAUAAAUAAGUAUAAUAUAUUAUGAAAUGUGGCCGCCGCCACCUCGCGUUUAAAUAUAAUUCUUAAUAUUAUUCUUAUUAUUAAAUAAUGUGUUACGUGUUUUUGUAUUUUGUAUAAAUUAUUAUGUAUAAGAGUCGUCGUCGUCGUCGUCGUCAUCUACUACUACAACAAUACUUUUUUCUUUUUUUUUUUUAUGUCAGCGACUUAACAUAUUAUGUAUAUAAUAUAUAUAUAUAUAUAUAAUAUAACUUAAACUAUAUAAUAUACAUUGUAUAUCGUGUGUGUAAAAUAGUGGUAACACAUCAAACAGUUGUAGCACAUAUUAUUAUGUAUGUAUGUAUUUUAUUCGUAAGUCGUUCGACGACGACGAUUAUGGCACCGGCUGCGUAUUUUUAUUUAUGUAUACGUGUAAUAUAUGAAUAUAUCAUAUAAAAAUUUACAAAACGCGAAUAGUUUUAAUUUGUUUUCGUUAAUAAUUAUUAUAAAAUGAAUAGGAAAUUUAACGUGAUGUGGGGUAAUUAUAUUGUGAAAUUAAUUGAUAAGAAGACGGAGUGAAAAUGUGUAAAAUACGAUUUUUAAUAUAUAAAGAGUAUAUUAUAUAAUAUAAUAUAUAUAUAUAUAUAUAUAUAUAUAUAUAUAUAUAGUAUAUAUUACGAUAGUUUUUUACGGUAAAAAAAACGAUAUAUUGUUUUUUUUAUAAUUAUUAUUAAUAUUAUUAUUUGCGCCUGCCCGCAAUUUUAUGAAUUUUAUUAAACUUUGUCAUUUUAUUAUUAGAUAAGAAUAUAUAUUAUAUAACUAUAUAUAUAUGAAAAACAAACAAAAUAUUUUUAUGUUGUAUACUGCAACAGUCAAGUAAAACACGCGCACAUAAUAAUAUAUAAUUUUAUUGUAUAUUUUUUAAAAAUACGUUUAUCGUUUGUUCUCGUAUCUUAUGUAAUAGCAAUUGAUAUAUAUAUAUAUUAUCAUUGGUCUUAGAUAGUAAUUAUCAUCAUCUAUAAUCAAUGAUAUAAUGUUUGUCACCUCAUCCUCGUCCUCUUCCGGAACGCGUAUAUUAUAAUAUAUAUUAUAUAGGUACACUCGUUGUGUUUCAGUUAUAUUUUUUUUAUUUCUUUUCGUUUUCCACUACUACUAGAAAAGGUGCUCCGUGUUAUUAUUAUUAUUAUUGUUAUUAAUUAAUUAUUAUCGCUUAUAAUUAUUAUUAUUAUUAUUAUUAUUGUUUAACGAAAGAUAAUAUUAUAAAACAAAAAUAUAUAAAUAUAUGUAUAUAUAUAUAUAUUUAUAUAGAUAUAUACGCAUGUAGAUUAUAUGGUAUAUUUUUUCUUUU
Molecule: messenger RNA, 6481 nt
Organism: Rhopalosiphum padi (bird cherry-oat aphid)
Lineage: Eukaryota; Metazoa; Arthropoda; Insecta; Hemiptera; Aphididae
Product: probable nuclear hormone receptor HR3
Exons: 9
Coding region: 1042-3459 (805 amino acids)
Biological process (GO): regulation of transcription by RNA polymerase II
Cellular component (GO): nucleus
Molecular function (GO): nuclear receptor activity; RNA polymerase II cis-regulatory region sequence-specific DNA binding; zinc ion binding
Source: RefSeq, a predicted model, not a curated record